AAUCUAAUGUUUGGAAGUGUGCUGUUCUUUGGUAAGUGGAAGUAAUCAGUGGUUUCAGGUCAAAAUAACAUGAGAAUGAAGCUUGUUUCAAGUGCCACAUUCAAAUGAUUAGUUUGAUUUUGGUUCUAAAGUCAUAUAAACAAAAGAUUGAAAACCUACCCUAAAGGAAUUAUUCUGUGUUUAUAAAUGAAGGAAAACAAAGAAAAUUCUAGCCCCUCUGUAACUUUGGCAAACCUGGACCACACAAAACCAUGUUGGUAUUGGGAUAAGAAGGAUUUGGCACAUACGCCAUCACAGCUAGAAGGACUUGAUCCAGCUACCGAGGCAAGAUACCGAAGAGAAGGUGCCCGGUUUAUAUUUGAUGUAGGAACCCGUUUGGGAUUACAUUAUGAUACACUGGCAACUGGAAUAAUAUAUUUCCAUCGCUUUUAUAUGUUCCAUUCCUUCAAACAGUUCCCAAGAUAUGUGACUGGAGCUUGCUGUCUAUUCCUAGCAGGGAAAGUCGAAGAAACACCCAAAAAAUGUAAAGAUAUCAUCAAAACAGCUCGUAGUUUACUAAAUGAUGUUCAGUUUGGACAGUUUGGAGAUGAUCCAAAGCAAAGAAAUAACCCACUGCACAGGGGAAGCAGUGAAACUGGCCAUACAGAGUGCAGCCAUAUGCAUACAGAAGAAGUUAUGGUUUUAGAGAGAAUCUUGCUGCAGACAAUAAAAUUUGACUUACAAGUGGAGCACCCUUAUCAGUUCCUACUUAAAUAUGCAAAGCAGCUCAAAGGUGAUAAAAACAAAAUUCAGAAACUGGUUCAAAUGGCAUGGACUUUUGUAAAUGACAGUUUGUGUACUACACUCUCUCUGCAAUGGGAACCUGAAAUUAUAGCAGUUGCAGUUAUGUAUCUAGCUGGCCGCUUGUGCAAAUUUGAAAUUCAGGAGUGGACCUCAAAGCCAAUGUACAGAAGAUGGUGGGAACAAUUUGUACAAGAUGUACCUGUUGAUGUCCUGGAAGACAUCUGUCACCAGAUUCUGGAUCUGUACUCACAGGGGAAACAACAGAUGCCUCACCAUACCCCCCAUCAGCUGCAGCAACCUGCCUCCCUCCAGCCUGCACCACAAGUGCCUCCAGCCCAGCAGUCACAGCCUUCUCAGAGUUCAGAGCAGUCUCAACCCCAGCAGCCCAAAGACCCCCAGCAGGGAGGGCAGCAGCAGCAGCAGCAGCAGCAAACACAAACUCAGCAGCCCAAAAAACCAUCUCCCCAGUCAAGUCCUCCCAGGCAGACGAAGCGGCCUGUGCAGGCUGUAUCGCCAAAGGAUGAAACCAAAACUGCAGAGGUACCACCUCCUAAAAUUGCUAAAAUUGAAACUACUCAUCCACCAGUACCAUCUGCGCAUCCACCACCUGAACAUAAACCUCCAUUGACAACUACAGUUUCCAUAGGAACUGAUCAAACUACUGCAGUAGAUUCUGUAGACAUAACCAAGGUCCAGAUUGCACCGCCAUCUCAUCCAGCUCCUGUACACCAGCCACCACCUAUGCCUCAUCGUCCACCACCACCACCACCACCUUCCAGUUACAUAACUGGUAUGUCUACUACUAAUUCAUACAUGUCAGGAGAAGGAUAUCAGAGUCUCCAAUCAAUGAUGAAAACAGAAGCACCAACUUAUGGAGCUUUACCACCUACGUAUGGACCUCCAGCUCAUUUGCCGUAUCAUCCUCAUGUAUAUCCUCCCAACCCUCCUCCUCCUGUCCCUCCUCCUCCACCCACAUCAUUCCCUCCACCUACCAUUCCUCCUCCUACUCCAGGAUACCCUCCACCACCUACUUACAACCCAAAUUUCCCACCUCCUCGAUUACCUCCCUCUCAUGCAGUCCCACCUCAUCCCCCUCCAGGACUUGGCAUGCCACCUGCAAGCUAUCCUCCUCCCACAGUACCGCCUGGUGGACAGCCACCUGUACCACCUCCAAUACCACCCCCUGGCAUGCCACCUGUUGGAGGACUUGGCCGGGCUACCUGGAUGAGAUAGCAGUUGUACAUAACAUUUUUUUUUUUUUGUCUUUGGCAAGGUGGGGAAUAGUAUAACCAGGUAAGGAUAUAGAGGCUGCUGUUUGGAAAUGUAGAAGGCAGUGAAACUGAUUUGUUUAUAGUUUGGUCAACAGAGAACAUUAUAGGCUUUUAGUUUAAAUAUUACAAAGCUAACUAAAAUACAGGAGCUGUUAAUUGUAGUGCUGGAUUACUUCGCACUAAUACACUGUUUUGAAGGCCACAUUGGCUAAGUUGUAUUGGUAAGAAGAAGAAAAAAAUAUAGAAAAUUUUAUGCCUACUUCAGUAUCAGGAUUAAGGUUAUUCCGUAUGAAAGGGGAAAAAAGUUUUGAUUUCAUUGUGUAACAUUCCAGCAACACUUCAUUCUAAGUCGUAGAGCCAGUUUAUGUUUCUGUGUUUAUAUGGAAGGUCUGUUUGUAUGUCACUUUCUGCCAUUGUUAUUUUGGAAUGAAUGAACAGACUUAUUUGAAAAUGUCUGUAUAUACAUAUAUUUUCAAAAUGUAAAAAAACCCUAAUGGCAUACAGUGAUUUACACCUUCGUUGUUUCUGAUUCUUGAAAAGGCUGUGUUGACACGUAUCCAAAUAAACCUGCUUCUGAAAGCUGAA
Molecule: messenger RNA, 2639 nt
Organism: Candoia aspera
Lineage: Eukaryota; Metazoa; Chordata; Lepidosauria; Squamata; Candoiidae
Gene: CCNK
Product: cyclin K
Exons: 12
Coding region: 187-2016 (609 amino acids)
Biological process (GO): positive regulation of DNA-templated transcription, elongation; regulation of transcription by RNA polymerase II
Cellular component (GO): cyclin/CDK positive transcription elongation factor complex; nucleus
Molecular function (GO): cyclin-dependent protein serine/threonine kinase activator activity
Source: RefSeq, a predicted model, not a curated record